ACACGUCACUAACUAUUUUCAGCGAGAGGUUAAAAAUGGUAAUUAAUUGUAGUUAAAUUAAGCAAUCCAAAAUUAGAGCCGGAUUCUAUUUCUAUGGAAUGUUAGAUAGAAUAGGGAAAGAAUUGCCGUGCAAACUUGAGAGUGCCAUUUAUCACCUGAGGAUUAAAGGGUUCCACUGCAAACUAGAAACCUAGCUGAAUAUUGAAAGAUGUCCAUCAAUGCAGAUACAGAUUCACCAGAUAUAUUGAAACAUCAGACUGGCAAUUUUAAACAUCAGAUGAAGGGUGCAGCUACUACAUUCCGUAAUGAACAUGAUCCAUUUGAUUUUAUAAGAUUUUUAUAUGAGGGUGCUGUAGCUGGAGCCACAGCUGGUGUUGUCGUUGAAUCUGUUCUGUACCCAAUUGACACCAUCAAAACAAGACUUCAAGCAGUUCAUGGUGGAGGAAAGAUCAUAUUAAGGGGUCUUUACUCCGGAUUGGCUGGAAAUCUUGUUGGGGUCUUACCGGCAUCAGCAAUAUUUGUUGGUGUAUAUGAACCCACAAAGCAAAUGCUUUUGAAGAGCUUCCCUGAAAGUCUCAGCGCCUUGGCUCAUUUGACAGCAGGUGCUGUGGGUGGGGUGGCAUCUUCUAUUGUUCGUGUUCCAACUGAGGUUGUUAAGCAAAGGAUGCAGACUGGACAAUUUUCAUCUGCCCCCAAUGCUGUGCACUGUAUUGUAGCAAAGGAGGGCUUUAGAGGCCUCUAUGCUGGAUUUGGAUCCUUUCUGUUACGAGACUUGCCUUUUGAUGCUGUACAGUUCUGUAUCUAUGAGCAGCUUAGAAUAGGUUAUAAAUUAGCGGCUAGAAGGGAUCUGAAUGAUCCUGAAACUGCAAUGAUUGGUGCUUUUGCUGGUGCAAUAACUGGAGCUAUAACAACUCCAUUGGAUGUCAUAAAGACUAGGUUGAUGGUUCAGGGAUCUGAAAAGCAGUAUGAAGGCAUCCUCCACUGUGUUGGUACUAUUGUCAGAGAAGAAGGCACCUCCACUCUUUUUAAGGGCAUAGGGCCGCGGGUGCUGUGGAUAGGGAUAGGCGGUUCAAUAUUCUUUGGUGUUCUUGAGAGGACGAAAAAGCUGCUCUCUAACAGUGGCCCAAUUCACCCCAGUCCAGAUUCUUUGAAGCAGGACUAACAUAAUACUAUCAGGUUUAAUUAGUUCAUGAAAUUUACUUCCAAAAUGAGAUUCGUGGCAUCAUGUAAUAGAUUUGUAGGAAUUUGGUGAAUUUGGUGGAUUUUAGUGCAAUAUGAGUUCUGCCUCCUUUGGACCAUGUUUCUAUCAAGUAGCAGAGAACUGAGGGCCUUGUGUCUCUUUAUGGAAAUUUUACAUAAUUUUAUGAACUUGAUGUAUAUUAAGGGAGUACAGAGAACAUUAGUUGAA
This is a messenger RNA of Coffea eugenioides, 1408 nucleotides long. RefSeq names its product S-adenosylmethionine carrier 1, chloroplastic/mitochondrial-like. The transcript has 13 exons. The coding region runs from base 209 to 1162 and encodes 317 amino acids. Gene Ontology annotation, molecular function: S-adenosyl-L-methionine transmembrane transporter activity. NCBI's taxonomy places the organism in Eukaryota, Viridiplantae, Streptophyta, Magnoliopsida, Gentianales, Rubiaceae. The record is from RefSeq and is a predicted model, not a curated record. Gene Ontology annotation, cellular component: mitochondrial inner membrane.